Quercus lobata is the source of this 4315-nucleotide messenger RNA. Its product is annotated as RNA-binding KH domain-containing protein. The record is from RefSeq and is a predicted model, not a curated record. Lineage: Eukaryota; Viridiplantae; Streptophyta; Magnoliopsida; Fagales; Fagaceae. The transcript has 8 exons. Gene Ontology annotation, molecular function: RNA binding. Bases 120 to 1988 code for a protein of 622 amino acids.
GAAAACACUAGUACUACAAUAUAGUGCGUUUCCGAAGAGAGUUAAACGGAAAACACAGCUCUCUCUCUAGGGUUUAUCUUUUGCUCUAAUCUGAAAGGAGCCAAGUUGAAAUUAGAAAAAUGGGUGAGACUGGGAAGCGAUACCGUGGGCAGAGGGACUAUGAUGGGGACAAGAAUCAGAAGAGACGGAUGAAUGACAAAGAUGAAAGGGGGAAUGAUGAAGUGGUUGUUUAUAGAAUACUUUGCCCAGAUGGGGUCAUUGGUAGUGUUAUUGGCAAGAGUGGGAAAGUCAUAAAUUCUAUUAGGCAAGAGACGAGGGCAAAAGUUAAGGUUGUGGAUCCAUAUCCAGGUGCUAAGGACCGUGUCAUAACAAUCUACUGCUAUAUUAAGGAAAAGGCGGAGGUUGAAAUUGAUGAUGAGUUCAGUAACAGGGAACCUUUAUGUGCUGCUCAGGAUGCUCUUCUCAGAGUUCAUGCUGCCAUUGCAAAUGCUGUGGCUUCCAUUGGAGAUUCUGACAAGAAGCGGAAGGAUAGGGAGGAAUGUCAAAUUCUUGUUCCAUCUAGCCAAUCUGCAAAUAUCAUUGGUAAGGCUGGGGCAACAAUAAAAAAACUGAGAGGUAAGACGAGGACAAAUAUUAAGGUCACGGCCAAGGAUGCCACUGACCCGACUCACUCCUGUGCUUUGGACUUCGACAAUUUUCUAAUGAUUGCUGGUGAACCAGAGGCAGUGAAGAAAGCGCUGUUUGCAGUUUCUGCAAUUAUGUACAAGUUCACUCCUAGAGAAGAGAUUCCUCUUGAGACGACUGUACAAGAAGCUCCUCCAAGUCUUAUCAUUCCAUCAGAUGUCCCUAUUUAUCCAUCAGGUGGAUUGUUUCCAAGUGCAGAUGCUAUCACCGCUAGAUCUGUUCCUCCAAUCAUAGCUGCAUCAAAUGUACAGGAUCUCCCUGUUUAUGCUGAAACAGGGAAUACAUGGCCCCUUUAUUCAUCUACUCUUCCUAUGAUGUCUGGGUUCAGCAGUGCCUCACGAUCUGAGGAGUUAAUUGUAAGAGUAUUGUGUCCCUUUGACAAGAUCGGGCGUGUCAUUGGCAAGGGAGGUGGUACAAUUAAAAGUAUAAGGCAGGCUAGUGGUGCUCGUAUUGAGGUUGAUGAUACCAAGGAGGAUCGUGAUGAGUGUAUCAUCACAAUUACGGCAACAGAGUCUCCCGAUGAUCUGAAAUCCAUGGCAGUUGAAGCUGUUCUGUUGCUUCAAGGGAAGAUUAGUGAUGAAGAAGAUGACACUGUUUCAAUUAGACUCCUUGUUCCAUCUAAGGUUAUUGGGUGUAUCAUUGGAAAAAGUGGCUCUAUUAUAAAUGAGAUCCGUAAGAGAACCAAAGCUGAUGUCCGAAUCUCGAAAGGUGAUAAGCCUAAGUGUGCUGAUGGAAACGAUGAACUUGUGGAGGUGCUUGGAGAAGUUGGUAGUGUUAGAGAUGCACUUAUCCAGAUUGUUUUAAGGCUUCGUGAUGAUGUUUUGAGAGAUAGAGAUGCUGGCCAUAACCCUAGUGUCGGUGCUGAUUCCUUGUUCUCAGCUGGCACUGGUCUUUCAGUUCCAUCUGUCCUGCCUUCUGUUCCCCCUGUUGGUUCUUUGGGUUAUGAUCAGAGGGUCGAAAGUGGAAGUGGACUGGGAAUUCUUUCUUCAAGUGGCCUCUAUGGAUAUGGAUCUUUGUCGAUGGGUGAAAAUGGCUAUGGAUCCUUGCCCACAUAUUCAUCCAAGCUGUAUGGAGGGUUGCCUCCCCCUUCAACACUUGAGAUUUUGGUCCCUGCCAAUGCAGUGGGUAAAGUGAUGGGUAAGGGAGGGGCCAAUAUAGCAAACCUUCGGAAGAUAUCAGGUGCAAUGAUAGAGAUUUCUGAUUCCAAAUCUUCCCGUGGUGAUCGUAUUGCUCUUAUAUCAGGCACACCUGAACAGAAGCGUGCAGCUGAAAACUUGAUUCAGGCAUUUAUAAUGGCCACCUGAGUUUUAAGGACGCAUCUAGAUGUUGAAGGUGAAUAGUUAUAAUCUUGGAAUUCUUUCCCUUAUGGUUCCUCUCCUUAGUUCCUUUAGGUUUGGUUCUGGAGAGGGCUUCUUUUCUAGGCUUCUUCAACUGGAAUCCUCCUGUUCUUCCAUGGCAGUGACUAUCAAGAUUGUGCAGGAAGAUCUGGUGGUGGUUUUAUGUUUAACCGUAUAGGCUUCCAUCUGUCAAUCUAUUCUCCAUCUGCAGUAUCUUAGAACUAUUAGGACCUUUCUUUCUUUCCUUUCGUUUUAUAUAAUCUGGUCAUGUCUUUGACUAAUGUGGAGUCCCUCUUAUUUCCAAUGCUGUCAUACUCUAUAAAAUUGAUGUUCAUGCCCAAAAAUGUUUUCAAGGAUGACCAUAAUUUUCAAACUUUUAAUAUAUGUGUUGCUUUUCUGGCCAUUCAACAUCUCACUCUCAGCUUCUUGCUAGAAGAAUCUUUUCUAUCGGUGACAAGUGCAGUGCUGCGGUGAUGAUACCUUAUUUCAAUAUUCUCCUUGGUUUACAUUUAUAGAGUGGUGGGAAAAGAGGCUCAACUUCUGCAAUUAAAUAAAAUACAUGAUAUACUCUCUCCCUCUGUGCAUAAUUCUAUAUUGUGCCUUAUCCUAGGUUUAUGAUAGUUUGUUGCAAAGCUAAAUCAAGAAAUCAUCGUUUCUCAAGUAUAUAUAUUAUUUCUGGGCUUCUCUACAUGCUCUAUGACAUUUAGUGCAGUAAAUUUCAUAUCACAUCUGAAAAGUCGGCAUAUGCUUUGUAUCUGAAAAGCCUAUAAGAUAUAAUUUUUGGAAUUAUAUCUCCUCAACGUGUUAUAUGCGUUCCACCUUCUGGUCUACAUUUGAUACAUAUCUCAAGAUCACAACUAUUAGUACCCUGCUGGCUCUUAUUACUCUCCUUUCAAAGAUAAUUCUGUACUUCUCCUUGGUCCUGACUAAGGGAAAAGAUGUUCAGCUUAAGUGGCUAUUGGAUUUUUCAUAGUUGCCAAACCUAUCCGUUAAUCAUCAUCUCCUCUGACUGAGGAAUAUUUUGGCAUUUCAAAAAUACAUCUAAGCUUUAGUAUUAGGGUUAACUUAGUUCUGGAAAUGAGCCAUGCGUUGAUAGAUUCUUAUUUUUACAAAGCAAAAUGAUAUUGUCACUACUUUUUUUUUUUGGGGGGGGGGGGGUGUGGGGGGAUCUUUUUGCAAAGGCAAACUACGCCAUUUUAUUGAGUUUGCUUUCUAGGAUAUAGUCUGGUUGUCUAUCCAUUUUUAUUGAAUUUGUGUUGACAAUAUUCUUAUUUUUACAAAGCAAAAUGAUAUUAUGUCACUAUAUAAAUAUAUUGUGUUUUGGGGAUCUCUUUGCAAAGGCAAACUACUCUGUUUUUAUUGAGUUUACUUUCUAGGAUAUAGUCUGGUUGUCCAUCCUGAUCUGCCAAGAGCCUUUAGCUCAACACCUCCAAAUAUUUUCAAUGGAAAUCUUCAGGUUUCAAAUACCCCCUCCCUUGUUAUAACCUAUUGAAUUAUCAAAAAGGUUAAUCCCAAUCAUAUUGUAGUAUGCAAAUUUUCAUAAUUGUCGUAGUAAACUAGCAUCUCUGUUGUUGAGGCUGCCUUCCGAGUGUCGACUGCACUUUCUCUCAUGUUCCCAUGCUAUCUUUUUUGGUUGAAACUAUCAUGUCCAACCUUUUUAAUUAUCUGUCUUGCAAAAGGGUCUAUGGCAUCUUAUCUGUUGGAAUUUCUGGUUCAUGGUGUAGAUAAAUCAUUUUGUUUUCAUGAUGUUGUACAUGGCUCUGCUUCCUUAGCAUCUGAUUGAUGGCAUAUGCGGACAAUCCAGUCAAAAACUAUCAUUCCUGCUUCAAUCUUUGUUAAUGAAAACCCCAAUAUAGGAUACAAAAAUUUCAUUGUGCCUUGCACUAUUUAUAGGAUUCUUAGCCAACCUAGAUGAGCAGAAAAUAUAUCCUUGAUAUAUUGUUGAUCUUUCUCCUACUAUUUCUCUUGUGAAUUUCUAUGUUUUCUGUGCUAUAAAUUCCAAUUGAUUUCAUCAUUGUGGUUGUCCGGAUGACCAAUUAAGUUGGUGUGUGUGGUAAUCACUGAGGAUUUGGUGUUACGGCAGCACAUUGUAACAUUGGUGUUAGUGGAUAUCUGAAUUGAUGUUCCCCCAGUGAUGUUAUGCAUGGUGGUGAAAUUGUUGGAAGGUGUAUAUGUUAUGAUUAGCAGUGUAGUACUGAAUUACAUGUCUUUACGCUUGUAAACAGUGCUAUAAAUUAAUUUACUUGUAAUAUAAGUUUCAGGGAUUAAAAUUUAGAAUGCAAUGAAUUUGCUUG